Messenger RNA from Cucurbita moschata (crookneck pumpkin), 1525 nucleotides. RefSeq names its product fructose-bisphosphate aldolase 3, chloroplastic. Lineage: Eukaryota; Viridiplantae; Streptophyta; Magnoliopsida; Cucurbitales; Cucurbitaceae. Gene Ontology annotation, biological process: fructose 1,6-bisphosphate metabolic process; glycolytic process. The record is from RefSeq and is a predicted model, not a curated record. Gene Ontology annotation, cellular component: cytosol. Bases 140 to 1312 code for a protein of 390 amino acids. The transcript has 6 exons. Gene Ontology annotation, molecular function: fructose-bisphosphate aldolase activity.
AGCGAUCCCAGCCCACCCCAACUCAAGUAGCCAAUUUUUUGUUUUUUCCUAACGAUUCCCAAAAUAAAAUCAGCCCCAAACCCAAUUCGAUUCUGUGUUUUAUUUUGCCCCAUCAAUUCUUCUCGCUGUUCUCGAAGCCAUGGCCUGUCUAAGCUUCGCCAAGUUGAACGCCUGCUCUUCCCAGUGGAUCGCCCAACAAUCCUUCUCUCAGAAGCGUGGUUCGUCUUCACGCCGCCGUGUUUCCCUUCUGAUCCGUGCUGGUGCUUACUCCGAUGAGCUUGUUCAGACCGCGAAAUCAGUUGCAUCUCCUGGACGUGGUAUUCUUGCCAUUGAUGAGUCUAAUGCAACAUGUGGGAAGAGGUUAGCAUCCAUUGGCUUGGAUAAUACCGAAACCAACAGACAAGCUUACAGACAGCUUCUUCUGACCACGCCUGGCUUGGGCGAUUACAUAUCUGGUGCUAUUCUCUUUGAGGAAACACUUUACCAGUCAACCACGGAUGGGAAGAAAUUUGUCGACUGCUUGCGGGAUGCAAAAAUUAUGCCUGGUAUUAAAGUUGACAAGGGUUUGGUUCCUCUGCCAGGAUCCAACAAUGAAUCUUGGUGUCAAGGUUUAGAUGGAUUGGCUUCGAGAUCUGCCGAAUACUAUAAGCAAGGUGCCCGUUUUGCUAAGUGGCGGACGGUUGUUAGCAUUCCUUGUGGUCCUUCUGCUCUGGCUGUUAAGGAAGCUGCUUGGGGCCUUGCACGAUACGCUGCCAUUUCUCAGGAGAAUGGCCUUGUACCUAUUGUAGAACCUGAGAUCCUUCUUGAUGGGGACCAUUCCAUUGAUAGGACACUUGAAGUGGCUGAAAAGGUCUGGUCUGAAGUAUUCUUCUAUUUGGCCGAAAACAAUGUUCUGUUUGAAGGAAUCCUUCUAAAGCCUAGCAUGGUAACACCCGGGGCCGAACACAAGGACAAGGCCUCUCCUCAAACUAUUGCCAAAUACACACUAAAGAUGCUCAGUAGAAGAGUUCCCCCUGCAGUCCCUGGAAUCAUGUUUUUAUCUGGAGGACAGUCUGAAGUGGAAGCAACAUUGAACCUGAAUGCGAUGAACCAAAGCCCCAACCCCUGGCACGUCUCCUUCUCUUACGCCCGUGCAUUGCAGAACACCGUUCUCAAGACAUGGCAAGGAAACCCUGAAAACGUUGAGGCUGCACAGAAAGCACUUCUGGUGCGUGCCAAGGCGAACUCCCUUGCUCAGCUCGGGAAGUACUCUGCCGAUGGUGAAAGCGACGAGGCCAAGAGGGGAAUGUUCGUGAAGGGAUAUACUUACUGAGCCUGGUCGGUAGUCGAAUGUGUGUUCUUUCCUUCUCCUCCUUCCUUGAAGAACACAUUUUUUUUCUAUAUAGGGUAAGCCUUUCCUUCCCUUAGUAGAAAGCCGUCCAUAAUAAGAGGUGUGAUGUGAGAAGCAAACUCACUGAGAGAGUAAGCAAAUUGUAUCCUACAAUCUUUUGAUAUUAUGAGUAAUUCAUGGCGUUUAAAAUUAUUA